AUGUUUUUGCAAUUAAGGGUCAUUCUUGUGUUGGUUGUCAAUUACAAAUUAGUGGUACUUGGAGCUGGAGGUGUUGGAAAAUCAUGUUUGACUGUUCAGUUUGUUCAAGAGGUAUAUAUCGACAGUUACGAUCCUACGAUUGAAGAUUCAUAUACAAAAGAAAUAGAAGUUGAUGGACGUGCGUGUAACUUGGAAAUCUUAGACACCGCUGGUGUUGCACAGUUCACGGCUAUGCGUGAGUUGUACAUAAAAAAUGGGCAAGGAUUUGUACUUGUUUAUUCAGUUACAGAUCGUCAAUCCUUGCAAGAAUUGUUGGCAAUCCGAGAACAGAUACUACGAAUUAAAAAUUCUUCAAGCGUGCCAAUGGUUCUUGUCGGUAAUAAGUGUGAUUUGACUGACGAGAGAGAGCUUACACCUGAAGAUGGAAUUGAUGUUUCUCGUCGUUGGAAUAAGGUGCCUUUCUAUGAGACUAGUGCCUUGUAUAGAAUGAAUGUGGAGGAUGCUUUUGUUGAUGUUGUUCGUCAAAUCAUUCGGAAGGAAGUCCAGCAACAACAACAACAACAACAAAAAUUACAGCUUAAGCGUGCCAAUUCGGUUACAGAAUCACCUGGAUUUCCUUCAGUUGGGAAUGCUGUUCCCACUAAAUCUCCACCACAGUCUGUUUUUGCUCCAAAUGCAAAUGGGGGCAAAUUAACCGCGCCAGGAGUUCUAUAUGCUGGAGCCCAGGUCAGCUCACAAAAAAAGAAAAAGAGAAAGAAAUGGUAUAGUAAAUGUACUAUAUUAUAG
Messenger RNA from Brettanomyces bruxellensis, 786 nucleotides. RefSeq names its product Ras- protein rsr1 (gene RSR1). The record is from RefSeq and is a predicted model, not a curated record. Gene Ontology annotation, molecular function: GDP binding; GTPase activity; GTP binding. Lineage: Eukaryota; Fungi; Ascomycota; Pichiomycetes; Pichiales; Pichiaceae. Gene Ontology annotation, cellular component: plasma membrane. Gene Ontology annotation, biological process: signal transduction. The coding region runs from base 1 to 786 and encodes 261 amino acids. The transcript is spliced from 2 exons.